UCGCUCUGCGUCAGAAGCCGAGUCUCGCUUCUCUCUCUAGAACACAGUCCAACGCGCUGUUCGAUCGGAAUGGCCACCAUAGCUCGCGUUUCCAGGAGAGCCCUAGCCGCCGCGGUUUCCAACCACGGCCACCGCGCCCUCCGCCGCGGCUUCGCCGCCGAGGCUUCGAAGACGGUCGCGCCGUCGCCGGCGCCGGAUCGCGUGAAAUGGGACUACAGAGGCCAGAGGAAGAUCAUCCCGCUGGGGCAGUGGCUCCCCAAGGUCGCCGUCGACGCCUACGUGGCCCCGAACGUGGUCCUCGCGGGCCAGGUCACGGUCUACGACGGGGCGUCCGUCUGGAGCGGGUCGGUCCUCCGGGGCGACCUCAACAAGAUCACCGUCGGAUUCUGCGCCAAUGUCCAGGAGAGGUGUGUCGUUCACGCCGCUUGGUCUUCUCCCACAGGUUUGCCAGCAGAGACAACUAUUGAGAGGUUCGUGACCGUUGGUGCAUACAGCCUCUUGCGGUCAUGCACAAUUGAGCCUGAGUGCAUUAUUGGUCAACACUCCAUUCUAAUGGAAGGCUCCUUGGUAGAGACCCACUCGAUACUUGAAGCUGGGUCGGUGGUUCCCCCAGGAAGGAGAAUUCCAACUGGUGAACUUUGGGCUGGAAAUCCUGCAAGGUUUGUCAGGACUCUCACUCAUGAAGAGACGUUAGAAAUCCCUAAACUUGCCGUUGCGAUAAACGAUCUGAGUAACAGCUACUUCUCGGAGUUUCUCCCUUAUUCGACUGUGUAUUUGGAGGUUGAGAAGUUCAAGAAAUCCUUGGGGAUUUCCAUGUAAAAUCUACUGUUAACUUUGACUCGAGUUUUAUGUUGGGCAUCCCAUACAAGGAAAUAAGCUGCUCCGAGACAUGUAAAGCUUGCCUUUCGAGCUCCAUGCCAAUUUCAUUCGCUUGUAACUGCUUCAGAAGAUUGUUUGCAAACUCGGUCACUUGAUGAGAGACUGCAUGUGUUUUCGCGACUUAAAGUUUGUAUGGGUUCAUCAUUUUGCUUCCCA
Molecule: messenger RNA, 1035 nt
Organism: Syzygium oleosum
Lineage: Eukaryota; Viridiplantae; Streptophyta; Magnoliopsida; Myrtales; Myrtaceae
Product: gamma carbonic anhydrase-like 2, mitochondrial
Exons: 2
Coding region: 70-819 (249 amino acids)
Source: RefSeq, a predicted model, not a curated record